Molecule: messenger RNA, 2016 nt
Organism: Ostertagia ostertagi
Lineage: Eukaryota; Metazoa; Nematoda; Chromadorea; Rhabditida; Trichostrongylidae
Source: the annotation of a GenBank genome assembly
AUGGCUGAAGAGGCGGACACUUAUGUCGAUGUUGAUGCUAAAUGCGGUGGGGACCAUGGAGAAGUGAAAUCUGAGUCAUGUGAUGAUGGAAUUCUUCAGAACCCACAUGGGGACCUAGUGAUGGGUAGAUAUGGUGGUGACGUCGAAGCGAUUACAAUGGGUGUUAAACCACCGGUAAACAAUACAGUGGAAACCAACCUCUGUUCCUCGCAAGUGACGAAUCCAACUGUACAUGCAACGGCAUCCACUGAAUCUCAACCUUCAGUUCAAGAUGAAAAUCGUCCUGAGGAGCCAAUUGUGACUAAACCAACCGAAAAUCUUGAGGAUCUCAGUCGUUUGGCAAUGUUCGGUAAGCAGCGAACAGUACUCCGUCGAUCUCAAAUCAGACCUGAGGCAGCAGGGACGGGAGCCGCAGCAGCUCCGUCGGAAAGCCAUACAUCGUCGGCCCGGCGCACCCCGAUUCGCGAAACACCUACUCGAAGUGCACGUCCGCCACCUGUUGCCAACGCCAGGGCUUCUAAUAAUCAGCGAAAUGAUCCUGUGUUGAGCGCAAGAGCUCGUUUAACGCCGUCAAGUAUUAGAAGUACACUGAAUCGGCCUAAUAUACGUGCAGAAGGAAAUAAGCCGGGCCCAGUACGAGUCACUUCUAAUGCGAAUCAGGAUGUUGUGCGUGCACCAUGCGCUUCUAGCCAAUCGGUCACGUCUCAAACUGGAUCGACUGUGCGGCAGCACCACAACCUACCUGGCGGGCCAGUUACUCGCUCGCGUUCAAAAGAGCUUGUGAUAAGCUCUCAAUCUGAAACGACGAACAAGACUGAAACAGUUAAAUCUGAUCCAGUGGCGAAACUCGCAGCUGGUGUCCGUGAAAUUAGGAUGGGAAGUGAACGUCUUGCACGAGAUAGAGCUCCACGUACAACCACAAGCAGCGCUUCGGCUAGAAAUUCGCAACGCGCUGCUCCAGUGCGAAUAGGACGUCCGCAAGUUAGAGAUGCCUUUCUUAACAAUGCUGCUGUUCCAAGUGAAAGUCAAUUCCGCCGUGACCUAGUAAACCGUGUUUCAAGUUUGGGACCGAACCAGCGCGGUUCAACUUCGACUCCGAAGGAUGACGAUAAGGGACCUUCAGUUGCUUCAGUUCCCACAAAUAAAGGCCAGGAAAGGGCAAGCUCUUCAAGACUACCAAUACGUCGUGGUUCCUCUAGCGCAGGUCCCCCUACCCACCGUCCAGUCGUACGUCCACCAAGCGUCACACGUCCGGUACAUCCUCCCAGUGUUGCACGAGCUUCAAGUGUGCCUCGCGCAACAAGCGCGCCUCGUGCCCCGAGCGUGCCUCGUGCCACAAGUGUGAAUCGCCCCGCAAGUGUGACUCGUGUUCCAAGUGUGACUCGACCGUCAUCUGUAGCACGCCCAGCUUCUCGCACUGACAGCAUCAGCCGUUCUCAUCGUCCCCCUAGCGUUACUCGCCCGCAUUUCCCGGAUACCUCGAAACAGCGAGUUCCUCCUCAGUCUGGAAUCCCCAGUGAUUCAACACGCACGUCAAGAGCUCCAGUCUCCAUAGCUGCUACAACGAGGAGUACUACUACUGCAAAGGGCGCAACUCCAUCACAGCACUCCGUACGGCAUAACGAGAACUCGCAUCCACUGAAGCCUCGAUCGUCUGUAAUACGCUCCUCACCCGUCCCAACGAAAAAUCCGGGCGAUGGGACACCGUUGCGUGGUUUCUGUGCGGAACUUCGACGUUAUCCCGCCCCCUCGACUGGUUCAACAACAAACUCUGCGGUAUCAGUGUCGACAAAGACCCUUUCGAAAGAGGAAGAACGCGCUUUGGUUACUCGCUUAGCUGCUCCUAAGAAAACUGCCACUACAACCCCAGUCAAAAUAAGCAACCUUCAGACUCACGGACUAAGCUGUGUUAAAAUUCGCAGUCGAUCCAUCUCCACAACGCGACGACCUUCGUCGGCUCUCAGCAGUGGUGACGUCCCCACUUCAUCUCGCAUGCUCACCUUCUCUGGAACGGAC